Molecule: messenger RNA, 2985 nt
Organism: Phytophthora nicotianae INRA-310
Lineage: Eukaryota; Oomycota; Peronosporomycetes; Peronosporales; Peronosporaceae
Exons: 5
Coding region: 86-2929 (947 amino acids)
Molecular function (GO): protein binding
Source: RefSeq, a predicted model, not a curated record
UUGUUUUAUGAGGCCUACAUCUUAAUGAUCAUUGGACAAAAACAGAUUGACUCAUUCCGUAUCAUCAAGCGUCACUUUGAAGGCGAUGGAGCUGCUCGCGGACGCAGCUUGGCAAUGGCGCCCCAAGGCAACACUCACAGCUGCAGACACAUGUGACAGUUGCACCGUGUUUGCGUUGCACUAUAGUGACUGCUCAGUGCUCCGAGUGCGUUGGAAUGAUAAUUCACCGACAAGCUCCAGAUUUCUGGAUUCUCAGACGGACUUAGAGCCGCAAGAGAGAGAUCUGGAGCUGCAUGGGCACGCCAAGCGCAUCAUAUGCGUCAAGAUACACCACAAAAAUGAACCCCUUGCGACUAUUUGCUCGGCAUCUCGAGAUUGUGUUAUGGUGUGGCAUAUUGCAGGGAAAUCUCGCGUAAAGCAAUCCGUUUUGGUGGAGAGCCUGCCAGCAGAGCCGGGCUGGGUCACAUUUGAUGAUACUGGUACUUUAGUGGCAGUGGCAAGUGAACGGGAUGUUAAGAUUUUCGUCAUAGAGCGGAAGGAGGUGCUGGUCACUCUGGAAGGCCACCUGGCACGAGUAACGCGAGGCGAGUUUCACCCAAUUCACCAUCAUUUGUUGAUCACUGCCUCAGAAGAUCGUACAUUCAAGAUAUGGGACCUUGCAGCGAGAGCACUGUGGUUUCAAUCAUCGGUGUUGUCAGCGUUUGCGAUUCUAUCCAUCGCAUUGAAUCCUGUAAAUGGUGACGCUGCCUUCGGUUUUGCGGACGGGUCUGUCAAGGUGUUUGAAUUGCUGGAUGGAUACGCAAAAGAGCUCACUGCGUGUAACGUUGAAAACUACAUACAAAAAAUUUUGCGGCGAAAGCAGGAAGAGGAAAGAGCGGCACACCGAGAGAAGCCUCAAGUCAUUAGCUCCCUUCCACCGUGGGCACGCAGUGGGAAUGCACAGAAGUCUACAACUGGCGCUGGCACGGGUGUUACCUACGGAUCCGCCAAUACUCUAGAGCAAGUCGACCCAAACGAUGAAGACGAGAUUAAAAGCGCAGUUUCUUGUCCAGUUUUGUCGAUGAAGUACGUCUGUAUGGAUCACAACGUUUCCAGAAUUUCGACUACCAAGGGGAAACAACGGAGUUUCAGUAGCAAUCAGGAUCGUGAGUUAGUCGACUCCAAGCAGUUUCUCGUUGUGGGUGUACCGGGCUAUCUUCUCUGCGUGAAUGCUUUCUCGUUCAAGAUCGAAGUUAUUCAUGAUUUUCAGCAUUCUCUCGAGGGAGAACGACAGCUGUUCGAUCCGAUUUGCGUUGCGAAAGACUUUUGCUUUUAUCAUCCACCACGGACUGAUACUCUGUACUGCGGUGUGAUAAGUGCUUUCCAACCCUGCUUCACGAUGCUGAGCACAGCAACAACGUCAUGCAGUCCGAAUAAUGGAAAUCAAGUUGAGGAAAAUGCUGUGACUAACCACCAGAUUUUACCUUGUCAAGAACGACCUGCAUCCAGUGUCAACAAUGAACGAGUGUCGGUAAUCCCAAGAGGCCCGCCUCCUAGGGACAGUGUACUGAAUAUGCCACCGCUAUCAGCAAAGAAGACACCACCUAAACGUUCAAAAAGCUCGGACAAAGCCGUCACAUUUCAUACGCGCAUCAAGUCGUCUGGGUAUGGUUUUUCAACUCCUUUCGACUCGAGACGAACACCACCAAAAUUGCUUACUAAAGCUCGUAGGUCACUGACCGAUAAUCGAGCGAAGACUUCGAAUUCAUCGACAUCGACAAGUUCUUACCUGAAGGAAUAUCCGACGAACUGUGGGCUGUUACAACAUUAUCAACCGAAACAUGCGCUGCCACCAAAAGCAUUGCAUCAAGGUGCAAUCCUACACAUCGAAUACUCAAGCGAUGCUAAGUAUCUUGCAACGAGUGGUAACGAUCGGGUAUCACAAGUGUGUAAGUUACCCUUUAGUCGAUUUGGUGGUGAAGGCAAUGUGCUUGUCGGACACGAUCAAGCAGUACGUGCCAUCCACUGGAGUCAGAACGAUCGAAUGCUAGUGACGGUAGGGAGUGACAAGACGAGUCGAGUAUGGCUAGCUGACAGUGACACGUCCUCUCUUACACUGCAAGGAAUCGCUCCACCUUCAGGUGUUGCCACUGCAGCAGCUGCGAUGGGAUCUAUGUCCAGUGCUAAGAAAGCUUCAAGACAGGAUAUCGUGGAGGCACGAUUCUUUUACAUGGAUAAGUUCCUGCUAUCGGCAUGCGGCAACAUUGCACGAUUGCAUCAAUUUAAGCUGGACGAAGUGUACGCUCGUGCUUCUAGUACCAACACAAAGCUUAUGAAGAAGAAGAACGAUGUUGAAGUCAUCGAGAACCAGAGUCGAAAGAAACGGGUUGCUCAAUGGAGUUUCGACGACAUGCAAAGCGUGACCAGUCUCGCCUGUGUGAAUGGAGCUUUCUUGUCGUCUGUAGCAGUAAUUGCUGGAACAGACCGCUCGCUACGGGUCUUGGACGUCGGUGCCGGCGGUGGCGGCCGUACUGUGCGCAUAAUCCGCGACGCACACAGUCGUGCUGCACACACGGUCGCAUUGGCUCGACCGACAUGCUAUGCGAGCCACCCCAGCAACUUCUACGAUCUCUUACUAAGCAGCGCGCCGGACAACACGACACAUUUGUGGGACAUCCGAGCUGAUAACUGCGUUAUGCGCUUCUGCGAGCACGUUAAUCGAGUGCACACACUGGGCGUUUCUUUUAGUCCUUGUAUGCGCUACGUGGCCACAGGGUCGGAAGACAGAACCGCAUACAUUUACGAUAUUCGCACAGGUCGACGCCUUGUCAAGCUCAAGGGCCACACUGACGUGGUCACUAGCGUAGCGUUCAGUCCUCUCUACCCACAGCUAGCUACAGCUUCAUACGAUGGCGCUGUUCGAUUCUAUAGCCAUGAGAAAUCCAAUUAAGUUUUACAAGAUGAAACUGCGCGAAUAUAUUUCAACACAAAAUGCAUUAGAACACA